GACAGUGAUAGUGAAGAUAGAAGAAAAGUGUUUGCCCUAGCGGUCUCUUGGCGUUGUUUACAAGAACCGUGAUGGCGGACAGAAGGGUUCGGUGACCAGUGACACUCUUUCAAUUUCCUCCACUCCCAGAACUCAGGUGAGGCAGGGACCGCCGCCCACCCUUGCGCCCCUCCCUCCUCUACCUCCACCCGCGCACACACGCACGCACACACCUGAAAUAAGAGAGAAAAGCAGAUAUUCAACAAGAAAGGGAAAAGAAGAGAGAGAGAGAGAGAGAGCAAGAGGCACACAGACAGACAGGCAGUGAGAGAGAGAGCGAGAGACAGACAGACAGAGAGAGAGAGAGAGAGCAAAAUGGAGGGUGAUCUGUGCCCCCUUUCUCUGUCACAGCCAGCAGCCACAGACCUGCCUGAUAUUGCUCAGUUUUUAUCUAUUUAUAUGUCUGAGGAAGAGACAUUAGCUCUGCAGGAGGGACGAGUGAGUAGUGUGAUGAGCCACAGUGUAUUCACAGCCACAGAGCAGCCCACACAGCACACAGAAUUGACACCACAGCCAGCACUACCACCACCGCCACCGCCGCCACCACAACAGCAGCAGCAGCAACAACAACAACAACAACAACAACAACAACGGGAUCAUGAUUUCAGUGUCAUGUCUCUGGUCUCUCACAGCCCCAAUGCAGAGCACACUGCUUGGCGCCACCCGCGGCCCACUGCACCGCGUUCACCCAGUGACUCGGCCCCGCGUGUGCACUGUUUAUCGCCUGACGCCUUCACCGUGCCUAAAGUUGUAGAAGAGAGGAAGCGUGUUGUGCUUACACUGAAGCAGCCAAUCAGAUCAGCUGGUCUUUGUUGUGGUAAGAUGUGUGAGUGUAGGCUGGUGAUCGUGGACAUAAUUUCACUUCUAUUCAAGUAUCCGGCAUGUCGGCGGUCCCGUUGAUGCCGGAUAAGAGGGAUUUUACCGCAUAAUGCUUUAACCUAGCAGUCGUCCAUUUAGGGUCUUUUUUGUGUGAUCUUAUUGUCCUAUACGGGAUAUUUCCUGACUGGCCCGUGUGAAAUUUAUCUACGAAAUAUUUAUACAAUUCAUCUACAUUUACCUCACCCAAUCCCCUGAUCUUGACCUCUACCGUCCUCUCCACUCCCUCGUCUACUCGCCUCGACCUCACCUCUCUCAUUUCAGCAUGACCUGACAUUCCAACACAUUCACACCUGUCUCCCCCUUCCUCACUCCUCCGCCCCUUAUGGACACAUCUUGCCUCCUGUUGUCCUGCACCCUCGCGCCUCACCUCGCGUCUCACCCUGCCUUAUCUCUCUGAACUCCGUCCCUGACCUGACCUGACCCUGCAUCCCUUGCCA
This is a messenger RNA of Scylla paramamosain (green mud crab), 1355 nucleotides long. Its product is annotated as protein Tob1-like. The transcript is spliced from 4 exons. The record is from RefSeq and is a predicted model, not a curated record. NCBI's taxonomy places the organism in Eukaryota, Metazoa, Arthropoda, Malacostraca, Decapoda, Portunidae. Bases 355 to 939 code for a protein of 194 amino acids.